AUGCCUCGCGUGAGGGUUAAUUUGGGACAAGACGCCAACCAGCAGCAGCAGCAGGGGCAGGCCUGGGGGAGCAGCAGCAGUGGCAGCCAUGGCGGCGAGCUAAUGGAAGCGCUUCAGCCUUUUUACAGAAGUGCUUCCGCGUUUGCACCCCCUCCGGCCGCGCCCUCAGAUUCCGCGUUUGCGUCUGCGUCUGCGUCAAACGACCCUCCUGUUUCUUACUCUUCUUCUUCCUCGUAUUACCCUCCGUGCAAUUACCAAACCGAGCCCGGUUUCUACCCGGAUCUCUCAUCCGGAUCCAUGACCCACAUAUUUUCAAACGGGUCGGAUCUCCAUCAACCCGGUUAUCAAAUCCCACCUCAAACCCACUUCGAUUACACCUCCGAUUUCACCUACUCCCACCCAGAACAUAGCAAUUCCAUGCUCAAUUUCAUCGACCCGAGUUCGGUUAUGUCGAACCAGCCCGGUUACGUUCCGGUUCCCGUUCCGGAGCCGGGUGCGAAGCCCGCGAAGUUGUACAGAGGAGUGAGACAAAGGCAUUGGGGCAAAUGGGUCGCCGAGAUCCGACUACCAAGGAACCGGACCCGGCUCUGGCUGGGGACCUUCGACACGGCGGAGGAAGCGGCUUUGGCCUACGACCGAGCCGCUUACAAGCUCCGAGGCGACUCGGCCCGUCUCAACUUUCGUCCCCGCCCCGCCGCUGACUAUAGCGAAUACGCGGCCCUCCACGCUUCCGUCGAUGCCAAGCUCGAGGCCAUCUUGUCCGAACCCAAGAACCAGCCCGGAAACUCGGAGAGUCAGCCAACGAGGAAAAGGGGUUCUUCGACGUCCUCCGCCGUCGGAGAAUGUUCUCCGGCGGUGGUGCCGCCGCGGAUGAAUUCCGGGUCGGGUGAGAGUGACGGGUCGGGUGAGUCAUCGCCGGUGUCGGAGUUGAUGGUGGCGGAGCCGCCGAUGCCGUGGAACGAGAACUUCAUGUUGGGGAGGUGCCCCUCUUACGAGAUCGAUUGGGAUUCCAUUUUAUCGUGACGGAAAAAAAAAGGGGAUUGGAAUUUGGGUUUUGAUUUGUUUUUCUUUUUAUAAAUUAUUUCAUUUGUAAUUUUUGUAAUGUUGUGUCUUAAGAUUAGGGUUUUAGGAUUGUGGUAAAAAAAGUGUUUGGUGGCUGCAAUUGACGUUUUUGCGAAUUGCGGGGCCAAAUGCUAAAUCUGUGAAUUAGGGUUUUUAUGAUUUUGGUCAGCUGUUGUUUUUUGUUCAUGCUGUACCAAUUAGAUCGAUAUUUUUCUCUUGUUAUUUGGCGUGAGUUUUGUAAGUUUUUUAUGUUAAUCUUUAAUCUAAUUGUUUGUUUCUCGUUA
Molecule: messenger RNA, 1346 nt
Organism: Tarenaya hassleriana
Lineage: Eukaryota; Viridiplantae; Streptophyta; Magnoliopsida; Brassicales; Cleomaceae
Product: ethylene-responsive transcription factor ERF055
Exons: 2
Coding region: 1-1023 (340 amino acids)
Biological process (GO): regulation of DNA-templated transcription
Molecular function (GO): DNA binding; DNA-binding transcription factor activity
Source: RefSeq, a predicted model, not a curated record